Molecule: messenger RNA, 1731 nt
Organism: Diversispora eburnea
Lineage: Eukaryota; Fungi; Glomeromycota; Glomeromycetes; Diversisporales; Diversisporaceae
Source: the annotation of a GenBank genome assembly
AUGUUCGAUCUUAAAAAUAAUAAAGAAACCAUUAUCAAUGCAGCUACUGCAUCAAAUAAUGAAACCAAAACACAGACUUCAAAGAAUUUCGAGAAUAGAUUUAAAGAUGAAUUUUCACAUAGGUUUGCCGAAGCAAUGCUUUGGACUCCUCCUGUUCCUGAACAAUCUUUAAUUGACAAUGUGCCAGAUUUUCUUAAAAAAAUUGGUUCAAUAAAAGUUCCUUUUGAUUCUCCUGAUAAAACUUUAAAUUCACCUUCUUCCCCUUAUGAUUUAACACUUUCGUCUCUCUUAAAGGCUGGCCUUCAUUUGGGUCAUUCUAAAUCCUUGUGGAAUCCUUCUACAUUUCCAUUCAUAUAUGGUACUCGUCAUGAUAUUAGCAUUAUAAAUCUCGAAUAUACAUUUAUCUAUUUACGUCGUGCAUGCAAAGUUGUUCGAGAAAUAAGUUAUCGUGGGGGAAUAAUUUUAUUUGUCAACACACGUGGAGGAGGAUACGCACGUGCAGCCAUAGAAGCAGCAAAAAGAUGUAAACAAUUUCAACUUACAACUCGUUGGUUACCUGGUACUUUAACCAAUUCUCAACAAGUUUUAGGUUAUUUAACAACAAAAAAGGAAGGAGAUUUAUUAACAAAAGUUUAUGCCCCCGAUUUAAUAAUAUUGUUAAAUCCAGUUGAAAAUGAAAUUGUAUUAAAAGAAGCAAAACAAUGUAAUAUUCCUACAAUUGGAAUUGUAGAUACCAAUUUUGAUCCAAUGAAAGUUAGUUGGCCUAUACCAGCUAAUGAUGAUUCAGUUAGAGGUAUAGAAUUGAUUGCGGGUGUAUUAAGUGUUGCAGCUAGAGAUGGAUUAUUACAUAGAUAUGAAAUGUUAAAGAGAAUAGAAGACUUACGAACAAAAAAAGUUAUAAAUGACGUAAUUGAAAAUGUAAAAAAAGAUUUUGAUGAUUCUGGAGUUGAUGAGGACGUUUUAAAAAUUCUACAUAAUAUAUGGAAAGAAAAGGUUAAAAGUGCAAGGGUCGCACCUUGGGACCAGAAUGAAGGAAUUCUUGAAGAACCUAAUCAAAUUGUAAACGGUAUUUCAAGUACAUCUAAUCCUUACCCACAACCACCACAAAUGCCACAAAAUGAUUCCAUGCCUAAAGGCGAAACAGCAGCAGCAAAUCUUUCAAUUCUUGCAACUCAAACGAUUAUUUCUGAUAAUAGUAACGGAGUGGGAAGAGCUCCUCAGCCUUAUCUGCCACAGAUUAAAAAUGGUAAUGGUAAUUCAUUACCUUCCACAACUGCAACCGACAAUAUAACCAAAUAUGGAAUGAUGUACGAUAACCAACAGACCGAAGUAGAUCAAAAUCUUUCAUAUUUUCAUCAUCAGACAGUGGGGAAACAACAACAACAGGAAAUCGAUAUGUACAUCGGACAAAGAAUAAAAGAAAAAGAAAGACAAAUUCCUCGUACGGGUGAAUCUACUCGAGAAGUACUCACACAACCAUCACCACAACAGCCACCACAACAACCACCACAACAGCCACCACAGCAACCACCAUCACAGCCACCAACCUAUGAUUUGGCAAAUAGGGAAUCAAGGCAAACCGACGUAUUUUCUGGGGAAGAUGCGAUUAAUUCUGAUCUCGAUGAUACAGAUGAUGAAGGUGCCACGGAAGGCGAGGAUACACAAAAUAUUAUUCUAUGCUUGUAUGAUAAGUCAUGGCGAAGACAGGUGGACGAGUUACUAGAUCCAUGA